CUACCCGUUCGAAACAAAACCUGCCCCGAUUUCAAGGCCGACCCGUCGUUUAUCUAUUGUUGCACGUCCAAACUACCGCCUACCACUGGCACUUACCGCGAAAAACAUGGCAUUUUCUGCUGUUCAUUAGCCGAUUUUGAAAAAGAACGACAGGAAGUUGCUGACGAAGAAUUCCACAAUUUCAUCAAACAGUGAGU
Cylicostephanus goldi is the source of this 197-nucleotide messenger RNA. The record is from the annotation of a GenBank genome assembly. Lineage: Eukaryota; Metazoa; Nematoda; Chromadorea; Rhabditida; Strongylidae.